CUGCGCCCUGCAUCCUUGCCCCAGAUCCCCUGCUUGCUGCGCCUGCAUGCUUCUGCUCCUGCACUCUGCGCCCAGCGCCUGCACUUUCCCCUUUGCGCCCAGGCUGCACCGAGCCUGCACCCCGAUCACACCCAGAUUUCCUUGCUCUGCGCCCCCUGCUGCGUUGACCCUGCUGCUGUGCAUGAGACAAACCUGCAGGAUGACAUCACGCCCAGCUUUCUUGGCUGUUCUGCAGGGCCAGUUUUGGCCUCACCCGAUCAACGGUAAAAAAAAAAAAAAAAUUUGAGGGGUUUGGAUGAGGAGAGAAAGGGGGGGGUUAGGGUUUUGUUUGAUGGGGUAUAAAUAGGAAGGAUCGGUAAAUUGAAAAGGGAGAGUUCUCUUGGUUGUUCUUUUUGGUCUAAGUUUGGGAUUGCCGGAGGUGAUAGCAAGAGAAAGGAGAUCACCGGAGGAGACUGUUCAUUUCCUUGGUUUUUGUUGUCUUAGGUAAACUUUCUGAUCAGAGGAAGUUUUGGGGACGGUGGUGAAGGAAAGGUUGGAGCUUGAUCCCGUGGGUGGGAUCCCUCCCUCCGAUCCUGAUCUGUUUUCUCCCAGACUUUCGCCAUGGUUGUUUUAAUUUCUUUGUGUUGAUGUACUGCAUUUGUAUUUGAGGUUGAUAUCGCGAAUGAAAUCAAGCAUUUUCUUUUUAAUUUCAUGGAUCUGAAAUCAAUUGGAUGAAUGUUUGUUUUUCUUUGUUUGUUUUGGUUGAACAGCUGAAUAGUAGCCUUAAGUUCCAUUUCGUUUCUUUCGAGAUUCCCUUUCUGUUCGACAUUUGAUCUUUUUUUUUUUGGCACAUUGAUUAAAUGUGUUUACUGGCAAUAAGAUGUAAUUGGUGAUGAACUUUAAAUUUCUCUUUAUGUCUUUUGGAUUUUAGUUUUGUUGAAGAUUUGAUCUGUUUUUGUUUUUAUCUGUUUCAAAGGAUGUGUUUUUCCCGACGAGCGGUUGGAUCAAGUGGUAAGCGGCUUGUUCCAGCUUAAGUAAGGUCUCGAGUUCGAGUCUUUGCGUAUGCAGCAGCCUUCCUUGGGAGACUGACCCACCAUUUUCAGGUA
Messenger RNA from Rubroshorea leprosula, 1085 nucleotides. The record is from the annotation of a GenBank genome assembly. NCBI's taxonomy places the organism in Eukaryota, Viridiplantae, Streptophyta, Magnoliopsida, Malvales, Dipterocarpaceae.